Molecule: messenger RNA, 762 nt
Organism: Closterium sp. Yama58-4
Lineage: Eukaryota; Viridiplantae; Streptophyta; Zygnematophyceae; Desmidiales; Closteriaceae
Source: the annotation of a GenBank genome assembly
AUGCUUGUGAGGGACGGUGUGGUGGAGGAGGAAGCAGAGGAGGAGGGGCGGGAGGAGGACGGGCGGGAGGAGGAGGUCGAGGUGGAGGAGGAGGAGGGGCGGGAGCGGAGCGGGGAGGCUGAGUGGCGGGAGCGGAGAGGAGAGGCGGAGUGGCGGGAGCGGAGGGGGGAGGCGGAGUGGCGGGAGGGGACGGAGGACGCGUGGGGGCGUGUGAGGAGGGGAGAGGCGGAGGGCCUGUGGGGUGACGGGGAGGAUCCUGAGGAGGUGCGGGGUUGGAGGGAGGAGGCGGGGGUUGAAGCAGAAACGGAGUGGAAGGAGGAAGGGGAGGGGGACGGGGAGGGGGUUGUUGUGUCUGCGUGGCUGGUAAGGGAGAAGGAGAGGAGAGGCGAGGAGGCAGAGGCAGCUAUACAGCAGACUAAGGGAGGGGAGGCGGCACAGGGGGAGGAGGACGCGUCUAGAUCCGCGGCGGCAGAGGAGGAGGAGGUUAUGAGUGCACGCACAGCAGAGAGAGGAGGGUCAGAGAUGGUGGAAGGAAUGGGAACAGCAGCACUUGGUGUGGCUGCUGUUGCAGUGGCAGUGGCAGCACCAGUGUUGGCAGGGGUGACAGAGGAGGCAGGGAUAACGGGGGUGGCAGGGGUGGCAGGGCAAGGCAGGGAGGAGGCAGAGGAGGAGGCGGAGAGAGGCACAGGGCCAUGGAACGAGCUAUCUCUGCUCGAAGCCUCGCUCACGCACUUUGAGAACGAAGACACCGACAUGCUAUGA